Prunus armeniaca (apricot) is the source of this 2568-nucleotide messenger RNA. NCBI's taxonomy places the organism in Eukaryota, Viridiplantae, Streptophyta, Magnoliopsida, Rosales, Rosaceae. The record is from the annotation of a GenBank genome assembly.
AUGGGGGCGAGUCGAAAACUUCAGGGCGAGAUCGACCGCGUUCUCAAGAAGGUCCAAGAAGGCGUGGAUGUCUUCGAUAGCAUAUGGAACAAGGUUUAUGAUACGGACAAUGCGAACCAGAAGGAAAAGUUUGAGGCGGACCUAAAGAAGGAGAUUAAGAAGCUCCAGAGGUACAGGGACCAAAUCAAGACUUGGAUUCAAUCCAGUGAAAUCAAGGAUAAGAAGGAUCCGAGGGAGAAGGCCAAGUCUGAGACAAGGGAUUGGAUAAACAAUGUGGUUGGGGAGUUGGAAUCUCAGAUUGACAGCUUUGAAGCUGAGAUUGAAGGCCUAUCUUUCAGGAAAGGGAAGGGCAGACCACCCAGACUGACCCAUCUAGAGACAUCUAUUACUCGGCAUAAGGCUCACAUAAUGAAGUUAGAACUGAUCCUGAGGCUAUUGGAUAAUGAUGAAUUGAGUCCUGAGCAGGUCAAUGAUGUCAAAGACUUCUUGGAAGACUAUGUUGAACGCAAUCAGGAGGAUUUUGAUGAGUUUAGUGAAGUUGAUGAGCUUUACAACACCUUACCAUUGGACAAAGUGGAGUCCCUUGAAGAUCUGGUUACUAUUGUCCCUCCUGGUCUUGUCAAGGGUGCACCGGUGCUUGGCUUGAAGACUUCUUUGGCAGUAUCCGCAUCUCCAAUGCCUGCCGCAGCUACUUCCACUACUCAGCAGAGUACUUCUGUGCAAGAGCCAGUUGAAGAUACAGUUUCCCAGGACAGUAAUGUUGAUAAUAUUCCUAGGACUCCACCUCCUAAAAGUAGUGCACUUGCUUCUUCUCCUGCAUCAACACCAGUUGGGGGUCAUGCAAGUCCUCUCUCUGUGAGUGUUUCAUCUCACAAUUUGCCUGGUGCGCCAAGUGUUUCAGCCGUUCCAGGUUCAAUUGCUGUUCGUGGUGUCACAGAGAAUGCAGGAGCUUCUAAUUCUUCAUCUCCUGUAAGUCUGUCCGCUUCUGUGAAGGAAGAAGAAUUAGCAAGCUUCCCGGGCCGUAGACCAUCGCCAUCUCUUUCUGAUGCUGGGCUUGUGAGGGGCAUUGGUAGAGGUGGCCUCUCUGCACAGAUUCCAUCUAGUAUCCCUCUUAGUUCUAGCAAUGUAGCUCCUAGUAAUAGUACCCUUAGUGCAGCUCCUUCGGUUUCUGAUGUGACAAAGAGAAAUAUAUUGGGAGCUGAUGAGAGAAUUGGGAGUAGUAGUGUAGCGCAGCCUCUUGUUUCCCCUCUAAGUAACAGAUUGAUCUUGCCUCAAGCUGCCAAGGCUAGUGAUGGAAGUAUUCCAGUUGAUUCUGGUAAUGCUGGUGAGGCUGCUGCUAUUCCUGGCAGAGCAUUUUCUCCUUCUAUGGUCUCUAGCAUGCAAUGGAGGCCUGGAAGUUCCUUCCAAAACCAGAACGAAGCGGGGUUGUUUCGUGGAAGAACUGAAAUAGCACCUGAUCAGAGGGAGAAAUUUUUGCAGCGGCUCCAACAAGUGCAGCAAGGUCACAGUACCAUUCUCGGCAUGCCUCCUCUUGCUGGUGGAAAUCAUAAGCAAUUUUCUGGACAGCAGCAAAAUCCACUCUUACAACAGUUUAAUUCUCCGAACUCAUCUGUAUCUUCUCAAGCUGGCCUCGGACUAGGGGUACAAGCCCCAGGUCUUGGUACUGUUGCACCUACCACCUUACAGCAGCAGCUAAAUUCUAUCCAUCAACAAUCUAACCAACAGGCAUUGAUGUCGAGUGGACCAAAAGAAGCUGAUGUUGGUCAUCCAAAAGUUGAGGACCAGCAGCAACAACAAAAUACACCUGAUGAUUCAACUGCAGACUCUACUCCGGUUUCUGGGCUUGUAAAGAAUCUAAUUAAUGAGGAUGAUUUGAAAGCCUCAUAUGCAAUUGAUUCUUUGGCUGGAGUUUCUGGCUCUUCGACAGAGCCUGCUCAAGUACCACGAGAUAUCGAUCUCUCUCCUGGGCAACCUUUACAGCCCAAUCAACCUUCUAGUAGUCUUGGUGUUAUUGGCCGAAGAAGUGUUUCUGACCUUGGUGCAAUUGGUGAUAACCUUUCUGGAUCAACUCCUAAUUCUGGGGGAACGCAUGAUCAGUUGUAUAAUUUGCAGAUGCUUGAAGCUGCUUAUUACAAACUUCCACAACCCAAAGACUCGGAACGUGCAAGGAGCUACACUCCAAGGCACCCUGCAAUAACUCCUCCUAGCUACCCCCAAGCACAAGCACCUAUUGUUAACAAUCCUGCCUUCUGGGAACGUUUGGGUCUUGAACCGUACGGUACUGAUACCCUGUUCUUUGCAUUUUACUAUCAGCAGAACACUUAUCAGCAAUAUUUGGCGGCCAAAGAGUUGAAGAAGCAAUCUUGGAGAUACCACAGGAAAUAUAACACUUGGUUUCAACGACACGAGGAGCCAAAAGUUGCCACUGAUGAAUAUGAACAGGGGACAUAUGUGUACUUUGACUUCCAUAUCGCAAAUGAUGAUCUACAACAUGGAUGGUAUGAUUUUAUUGAUCCAAGUUCAAGUUUCUGUGUUUCUUCGUGCUACUUGUUCUUAUGUGGAGUCUAA